AUGCCUGGAGUGCUCACCAACAUUGCAACUGUCUAUCCCGAUGUCCAACACCAGGACAUGGAUGACGCAACAUUCAAGCCGCUAUUCUUCACGAUCAGAUUUUCUGGUACCCUUCCGAAGCACCUGAUAGAACAAAAUAUACCUGUUGAGAUAUCAGUGUCAAUCGCUGAAGAAUACGGGUGCUUCACUAUGCCCUUCAUAAAAGCUAUAUCAUCGAUGGAUCAGUGGCAGUCCGAUACUGAAAGCAUGCUAAAUUCAAGCAACUCAAAUUUUUCUGGUAUCCUUGAAUGCGAUUGGGCAAAGCUAUCAAAGGAGAUUGAGGGGUGGCUCGUAGAACUCAAUACCGAAUUGUCACAAUGGAUGUGGGGACGGGACACAUUUUGGUUGACAUUUGUUGCCGCAUAUCCCUUCUUCCCAAGAGGCACCUGGCCAAUGUGGGAUCCCCACAUACCGUUGGAAGGUGCAUUCAUUGAACAAUGGCUAGAGACUUCAGGUCAUAGCAUCACAGUCGACCAGGAAAUUAUGGUGAUAGACUUGGGCGAUACAGAGGACUUGAAGGAAAUCUGGGGCGCAUUUUGUAGGGAUGCUGCCCUUUUCUACCCUUAUCCCCUCAUUUCUACCAACUAA
Messenger RNA from Suillus bovinus, 627 nucleotides. RefSeq lists its product as uncharacterized. The record is from RefSeq and is a predicted model, not a curated record. The transcript is spliced from 4 exons. Bases 1 to 627 code for a protein of 208 amino acids. Lineage: Eukaryota; Fungi; Basidiomycota; Agaricomycetes; Boletales; Suillaceae.